GGUAGUUGCUAACUCGUGUAAAACUGAAAAGAGAUUUAUACUGGCACUGUGCGCACCGAUGACAUAGAUAGCCUAGCACAAAGUUCAGCAAAUAUGAAAGAAGACAUACAGCGCGUCUUUCCUUCUGCAGCAACAAAGAAGUAGAGUGGGAUAGUUGUUGUUCGAUAAACUUUUCUCACUUUGCUCGAUAGAGACCCCUCCUGUAGAGAUGCUUACUAACUGAACUAGCUAGUGGCAGCAGCCUCAGUAACACGUCCCCUUGGAGACUGGCAGAGCAACACGUGAUGCGUCUACUUAUCAGGUUUAGGGAGAAGAGAGAGCUGCGCUGAGAGACUAACCGAGAGAGGAUAGCGAAAUAAGUGAGACUUCUCUCCUCCCGUUUCUCAACUCUUUACCUCCAUCAUCCUCAUUGGGAGAGCGGAAGAAAUAGUCAAAAUAUACAGUUUAAGAACUUAGGACAUCCUCAGAAACGCCAUUUUGAUUCCUCUCCGGAACAACUUUGCAGUUUUUUUUCUUAGUCCAUCAUCACCAUCAUCACCAUGUCUCGGCGCAAGCAGCCCAACCCCAACAAAGUCAAACUGUGAGCGCGUCGGUGCCGACGCCCAUGCUCCUCGGUCGCCCUCGCCCCUGAUCGAGAACCCGUCCGACCUUUUAGCCCCGUUCUCCGACUAGAAAUGGAAAGCGCCACAGACGAGCGGCCGAUGGAAGGGGUCAGCGCAGCGCUGGGCACGGAGCCAGCCGAGGAGACGGACGAGCUCGCCGCCGCGCGGGAGCCAGACGAGCGCACAGGUGAGGGGACGCGCGGGCCGGAGGAGGACGCCGGGGGCCGGGAGGACGCGACGCAGGGCGCGGACCUGUCCUCCAUCAACGCCAUGAUGUCCGCCGUCAUGAACGUGGGCCAGCUCAACGGGGGCGCGGACUCCGCCUCCACCACGCCCACCAAGACGCCCACCAAGUCGCCCUCGGCGAAUCGCACGGGGAGGAGGAACCAGGAAGCCAAAGAGGAGAAUUCUGACUUCAUUUGCCCCCUCUGUCAAAAGAACUGCCUGACCCAGCACCAGCUCACUAUGCAUAUCCGACAGCACAACUCGGACAACGGGGCGACGGACCACUCCUGCAGCAUCUGCGGGAAGGCCCUGAGCUCGGCCAGCUCCCUGGACCGCCACAUGCUGGUGCACAGCGGGGAGAGGCCCUACAAGUGCUCCGUGUGCGGCCAGACCUUCACCACCAACGGCAACAUGCACAGACACAUGAAGAUCCACGACAAGGACCCCAACACAGCCCUGCCCUCCAGCCCCCCCUCGCCCACCAAGCGACGGCGGCCGUCCGCCAAGAGGAAGCCCAGCCUGGAGGGCGAGGGAGAGCGGGCAGACAUGCCGCCCAGCAAGAGGGUACCGGAGGACAUCCUAGCCGACGAGCUGGACCAGGUCAAGGCCGAGGAGGAGCCGCUCCCCUGUCCCAUCUGCUUCAAGACCUUCGCCUGCAAGCUGGACCUGGAUUCCCACAUCGACUCCCACCCAGACUCCACGCUCAGAUGCGACCUGUGCUGCAUCAGUUUCCGCACGCACCGCAGUUUGCUGCGUCACAACGCCGCCAUCCACAAAAAGCUGCCCACCGACCCCGCCGGGCACCCCUUCAUCCAGAACAACCCCUCCAUUCCCGUGGGCUUCAACGACCUGGCAUUCAUCGACUUCUCCUGCCGCAAGUUCCCCCACAUCGCCCAGGUUUGGUGUGAGACCAACCUCCGACGAUGCACCAGCAAGUUCCACCGGUUCGUGUGCGAGACCUGCAACAAGGCCUUCCCCUUGCAGUCCGCCCUGGACUUGCACGCGGCCACACACGGUCCCGAAGAGUCGCCCCCGCCCGUGGACACACCCGCGGACACGCCCCCCGACGCGGGGCAGGCCGGCUUCCUGGAGUCCCUGGGCCUGCAGCACAGCUCCCGGGUGAAGAGCGUGCUCAGAGAGGAGGAGGCCCGGCAGGCGGAGCUGGACAGCAUCCGGGUCAUCCACGUGGAGCCUCCCAAGUCCAACCUACCUCAGGAGGCGGGCUGCCUCGGCGGGCUGGGCUUCCCCGUGCUGGACCCCGCCUCCCUGCAGGGCCUGUCCCAGAGGGGCGGCCUCAGCAUCCUGUCCCUGCAGCCCUUCCAGAAGGGCUUCGUCCUGCAGCCCGACAGCGGCGCCGUGGUCAAGCCCAUCUGCAGCGAGGGCAUGGAGCUGGCCGACAUCCAGCAGAUCCUGAGGAUGGCCUCGGCGGCCCCCGCCCAGAUCACCCUGCCGCCGCUGUCCAAGGCCCCCUGUAGCGCCACGCAGUCCAGCUAUAAGCAGAUGCCCCAGCUGAAGCCAAAGCCCCUGGUGGCCCCCCGCACCAGCCUGGCCGCCUCCACGCCGCCCCCCCUCAUGAAUGCCCAGCAGGCCUCCCCCGGCUCCAUCAGCCCCAGCCUGCCGCCCCCGCCCAACCAGCUGAUCAAGACCCCCGGGGAGUCCUCCUCAUCCUCCUCUUCCUCCUCCUCCUCCUCUUCCUCUUCUUCUUCGUCCUCCUCGUCUUCGUUCAGCAGCCAGGACUCCAUGGAGAAGGCGCAGAUGGAGGCGGACUGCAUGGGCGACGCCCUGACGCCGACGGACUCGGACCGGCGCGGCAUCAAGCAGGAGGAGGCGGAGGAGAGGGACGCGGGCGGGAGGAAGGCCGGAGCCCGCAAGAACGCGUACCCCUGCCGCUUCUGCGACCAGGUGUUCGCCUUCUCGGGGGUCCUGCAGGCCCACAUGCGCUACCACCUGGGCAUCUCGCCCUACCAGUGCAACAUCUGCGACUACGUGGCCCCCGACAAGGCCACGCUCAUCCGCCACCUGCGCACCCACAGCGGGGAGCGGCCCUACGUCUGCCGCGUCUGCCACUACCCCUUCACCGUCAAGGCCAACUGCGAGCGCCACCUGCGCAAGAAGCACAUGAAGAGCACCCGCAAGGAGAUCGAGAAGAACAUCGAGUACGUGACCAAGGGCGACGGGACCCUGGACCUGCUGGAGUCGGCCAGCGCCGGGGACGCCACCUGCCGCUACUGCGGGGAGGACCUGAAGACCUACCGCGCCCUGCAGAUCCACCUGCGCACCCACAACGGCUGCCAGCGCAAGCCCUUCGAGUGCCGGCAGUGCGGGGCCGCCUUCCUGGCCAAGAGGAACUGCAUCCACCACCUGCUCAAGCAGCACCCCGAGGUGCAGGAGUGGGAGAUGGAGGACCACAUCGCCACCCUGCAGCCGGCCGCCGCCGCGGGGACGCAGAACGGGCUGCCCCCCGGCCCCGCCCCUCUCACGGUUAAGGUGGAGGACACGGGCUUCUACGCCGGCGAUCUGGACCAGCCCCUGGACUUCUCCAGCAAGAGCCGCGGGGUCGGGGGCGCGGGGGCCUCGCCGGGCGUCAAGAUGGAAGGCAUCCACCCCACCCAGCCGUCCCCCUACGGUUGCUCCAUGGAGCCCAUGGACCUGUCCCUUCCCAAGAGGCCGAAGAGAGAAGCCCCGCCCCAUGUCCAGACCGGGAAGGAGAUAAAGGUGGAGCAGCCCACUCCCGGCAGCGUGGACAUCCCUCGCCCUCUGGCCGUCCAGGCCAAAGACGAGGCGGAGAAACCCGCGGAGGAGAAGCCCCAGCGGUUAGCCCCAUACCAGCUCUCGCUCCCCGCGGCCGCCCCGCUCGCCAGCGCCCCCUCUGGCGCGGCUCGAUCCCAGAGGCUGAAGCCGCUGUUGCCCAAACCCGCCAUGGCGACCCUCAAGGAGCUCCCGCCGCUGGCCUCCAUCGCCCAGAUCAUCUCCUCGGUCUCCGCUGCCCCGGACCUGCUGAAGAGGGAGAGCAAUCCCAGCAGCCUCUGCAGCAGGGCGCCCGCCGCGGAGAAGAGCGCAAAUCCCAAAGGCCCUGCGGCGGACCCCGACCCGCCCGUCGCAGAGGAUGGCCUCGACGGGCCCGCGGAAGACCCCCCUCUGGACGGCUCCAAGAAGAGGGCUGCCAAGAGGCCCGCCCGCUGCAAAGAGCGGCCGGACUGCGGCCUGGCCGCCGCCGCCGGCGCCGCGGGAGACGGGCUCGACCUGGAGUCCAGCGGCGAGUUCGCCAGCGUGGAGAAGAUGCUGGCCACCACCGACGCCAACAAAUUCAGCCCCUACCUGCAGCCCGGCCCGGCCACGCCCCAGAAGGAGGAGGCGGCGGAGAGGGACGGCCAGAGCGAGGACGAGAAGGAGGGCCAGGACGACCGGCAGCAGCAGCAGCAGCAGCAGGCCAAGGGGAAGAAGAACGCCUACUCCAAUUCCCUGCAGAAGAUGACCUGCCCCUUCUGCCCCCGCGUCUUCCCCUGGGCCAGCUCUCUGCAGCGACACAUGCUCACGCACACCGGUCAGAAGCCUUUCCCCUGUCCCAAAUGUGAAGCCUUCUUUUCUACCAAGUCAAACUGCGAGCGUCACCUGCUGCGGAAGCACGGCGUGGCCAAUCGCACGCUGCGCCGCAACGGCGCCAUGCCUAGGCCCAGGGAAGCAGACGACGGGUCACGCGAGAGUGCAGAGAGCAUGUCGGAGACCGAGCUCCCAGCGGCUGAGGCGCUGAACGCGAGCGGCGGCGAGUCAGAGAAGAACCCGGCCACACCCACCCCCAAGGAGCAGACAGAGCCGGGCCCCGUGGAGCAGCCGGGCCACCAGGGGGAGACACCGAGCCGGGCUGGGGCCGAGCCCGAGGAGAACGAGGACGACGACUCGCAGAGCAACAAGAGCCUGGACCUCAACUUCGCCAGCAAGCUGAUGGACUUCAAGUUCUCCGAGGGCGAGCAGCACCAGCAGCCGACAGCAGGGGGCAGCGCGGCGCCCGCUAGCGCCGCUGCGCAGGAGCCCAAGCACACCUGCAGGAGCUGCAAGAAGAGCUUCCGCUACGCCACCACCCUGGCCCGCCACGAGAGGGCGCACCUCCCGGAGGGCGCGGCCGAGCUGGUCAGGAAGGUGACGCGGCGCUCGGCGGAGGCCAGCCGAGCCCGAGGCCCCCCCGCGGAGGAGGAGCCCGAGGAGGAGGAGGCGGAGGAGGAGGAGGAGGCGAAGAAGGGGGCGGCGGCGGAGAGCGAGGGGAACGCCAGCGGGGCGGACAGCGGCUCGGAAGAAGAGAAGGAAAAGGAGGAGAAGAGCGACGAGGAGGGCGGGGCCACGGAACCAAAGAGCGGCGACGGGGAGCCGGGGGGCGGGGCCGGGAGCAAAGCCGACAAGAGGAAGAAGAUCUGCAACGUGUGCAGCAAGCGCUUCUGGUCUUUGCAAGACCUGACCCGACACAUGCGCUCUCACACAGGUAGAAAUGGCUGCUGUGCCUUCAUCGCCGUGGUGACCGCUCUGUCCUCCUCAGGUGAGAGGCCCUACAAGUGCCAGACGUGCGAGCGGACCUUCACCCUGAAGCACAGCCUGGUGCGGCACCAGCGCAUCCACCAGAAGCCCCGCGAGGAGGAGGAGGAGGAGGGCGAGGGCGAGGGGGAGGAGGAGGGGGAGGGGGAGGGUGCGGAAGCAGCGGGCGGGGCCGCGAACGCCACCGGCGACGAGGAGGGAGGGGCCAGAGGCCACUCGGGCAGCGAGAGCGAAUCGGCGCCCGGCAGCACCAACCCCGCCUCCGCCUCCGCCUCCGCCUCGGAGAACGAGAACGACAGCGAGGCCACGGGCGGCUCCAGGGAGGAGGAGGUGGAAGAGGGGGAGGAGGAGGUGGAGGAGGAGGCCCAAAGCUCGGAGAAGACGGGGAGCCCGGAGCGGGAGGCUCCCGAAACGCAGCCAGGCGCGGAGCCCGCGGCGCAGCCCCCCCAGGAGCCCCCCACGGAGCGGCCUCCCGACCCGCCCGCCGACCCCGCCGCGGGCGAACCCUCGGACGGCUACAUCCAGGGUCGGCUGGAGAUCCACACCAAGCCCUCCCUGGAGCGCGUCCUGCCCGCCGGCGAAGCCCCGAUGGUGGGGCUGGAGUGAGGGGCGAGCCCCAGCGUGCCAUAUCACUCACCUUUCCAGCGCGACCCCUUUUCCCCGUGCCUUACUACUUUCUUUAUCAUAGAUAUUUGUAUCAAGUUACAUUUAUUGGAAAAUCUAAUUUUUUAAAAUAGCGUUUUAUGAUGAUUAUUUUUUUUUUGAUCUUUAUAGAAAUGAAAUUGAAAUGACAAAGCAUUGAUUUAAUGAAUGAUUUAAAGAUACCUGUUUGUAUGAUUAACUGAGAGUAAAAUAUAAAUAUGUAUUUAAACCACAGCUGUACUUAAAUCUGCAGAGGCUAAUAUGGCGGUUCGCGAUUAUGGGAUGGGGAGGUUAAGGCUUGAAAAUGAUAACAUAACUGGAAAUCACAACACAGAUACCCAGCGCGGAGGCAUUCGAAAGGCUGCCCGUGUUUUUCCUUUUUUUUCCUGGAAGAAAUUCCCGUGUCGACAAAUAGUGUGAUGCUUUUGUUUUGGAGCUGAAUGAGUUCUGAGCUAGUUUACCGGAGGAAGAGACAUUCGCGGAAGCCUCCGAAAGAAUUAAGGUAGUCCUAUGUGUGUUGUGAUUAUUCUCUUAUCAGAGAAAUGGGCAAUAUUUGCCUUGCUGUGCUUUAUUUUUAAUUCUGAACCGUGCUUAGCAACCAUCUUCCAGCUGAUUGGUGGGUGGCCCUGCAUGGUAUUAGGGAGAGGGUGGAGGAAAUUUGUGUUUCGAAAACUCAUUGGCUUAAACAGGGGGGCCCGGCUGAUUUGGCUGGAACACAAGGGCCCGCAGACCAGGGGACCCCUCUCUCCACGGCACCUUGUUCGUCGGCGAGCUCCUCCGCAGGGCCCCGGUCUCCACGGAGACCAGGAGGGGGGGGGGGCGUUAAAGCUCCUGAUGCAAAGCAAUACAAUCAAUCUCCAGCAACUCUCCCUCGGUGGAGGUGGAGCCGAGCGGUCCGCUAACCUUGAAGACGUCUUCCAGAACAUUAGUAUCUAAGUAAAGCCUUACUCUGAGCCUCUCUGGGGUUUCAGGGCAGGACUCUCAGCACAUUCUCUCUCUGUCUGGUGGAACACUACUCUACGGGGUUUUACACGGCGUACUUGAACUCUGCCACCCUGAAGUCUCCUGCGUGGCACUUUCUCACCCGUUGCCUUCCAGAAUAGCGCCACGGCGGGGCUUUCCGGAGCACAAUCGGAAGACCAUCUGCAGGGCUGUUUUUUUUUUUUUUUUUUCUUUUUUUAAUCGUUUUUGUUAUGUACUCUCUUUUAAAAAGGAACCUCAGAAAUAAACAAAUAAACCUCAAGGCAAAAAAAAAAACAAAAAAACUGUGUCUCCAAAUCUAGCGUCGGAUGGAGAGAGUGGAGGAUUACCGCUGACAGACGGAGGAAAGCGGAAGCGUUUCACACACCGGUCGGCAGCGUCUGGACAGACGACCUCAGAUCUGGCACCAACCAAAAAAUUUGAAAGCAAAAAAAAACAAACAAAAAAAAAAAAAAGGGAUUGCAACUAAAACGGGCGAACGAAAAGCAAUCAGCAAAGACGAAACGGAAGCAAUAAACCUAAAGCAAGUGUUAGAGCUGUGAGCAAAACGCAAUAUAGAGGAUGAACAAUGGGGUGGGGUGGGGUGGGGUGGGGAGGGGGGUGUGGAUAAAUAACAGGUGAUGGGGAAGCUGGCCCCUGAUUGGGCACAAGUCCACACUCUACACCAAUCGUUCUUCAUGUCGUGUGAGGCACAGGGCGUGGCAUUGACAUGGAUCGUAAAUGUGCAAUGAUAUAUGCUCAAGACUGUAUUUUGGUAAGAGAGAAACAUUAUGAAACCCAGCUUUCCCAUUACCUUUCCAUUUUCUUGUAUGUGUGCGUGUGUUUGUAGCUAUGGAUGCCCAUAAAUACAACGCACUGUUUUUAAUAUAUUUAUUGAGAACCCAGAGUGGGGGGGACGAGGUUACUUGAGGAGAAGCCAUGUAUUAUCACGUUUAUGCUGCAGAGAACAAGGAUUCAAAUAUAUGAAAUCGUCUCCCAGCUUCAACCUGGGACUACCAUUAGCAAUAAUCACUAUUGAUUCUAAAGCUUUAUGUAGAUCUUUAUUAUGUUUGUAGACUGUGUGGUCUAUUUUGUUAUUAGUUUGAGAAAUUAAUUUUUUUUGUUUUCUCCUAUAUAUAAAUACAUAUAAAACUGUGAAAUUCAUUAUGUGUUCAGCUAAGGGUGAAUCUUAGGCUAGUUUUGCAUGUUAAUCUAAUUUGUUAAUUUUUCUCGCUCUCAGGGCUUUUACAGAAUACAUAUUCAAUAUUUUUCCCUUUUGGUUCCUGAGUUGCAAAAAAAAAAAAAAAAACUUUUCUUCAAAUUCUAAAUUUCUACAAGGAAAAAUAAAACACCAAUCACUACAUUUAGCACUUCACUGUGAAUUCAAAUAAUCAUAUGAGAGAAAGAGAGCUCAUUCAUUCCCUUUAGGCAGACUGCUCCUUCUGAUUGGUUUAGCCGUAAUGUCGGUCUCGCCCAAUGACGAGGCUCCGUUUCUGUUCUCACGUUUGUUUUUCCCUCCUUUCUCUCGACGCCAGAAGGAAUGUUUGACUGAGGUAACGGAUGAAAUGGCCGCCUGUAUCACUGUUGAAGUUGUGUGACUUGCUGUUAAAGGGAACUGCUGCUACACCCACAGUGGACAGGUAAACAGAACCUGGUUUAGAACAAUUGAGUGCUUGGUACUCUGCUCCUCCUUUGUAUUACUGUGCUUCAGAUUGAGAAAUUUAAGCUGUUCUGUAUUGAUAUCAUUUAAGCAAUAAAGAUAUAUUAAGGAAGGGUGUGAAUCAAA
Molecule: messenger RNA, 8739 nt
Organism: Anguilla rostrata (American eel)
Lineage: Eukaryota; Metazoa; Chordata; Actinopteri; Anguilliformes; Anguillidae
Product: ras-responsive element-binding protein 1-like
Exons: 13
Coding region: 675-5957 (1760 amino acids)
Biological process (GO): regulation of transcription by RNA polymerase II
Cellular component (GO): nucleus
Molecular function (GO): DNA-binding transcription activator activity, RNA polymerase II-specific; RNA polymerase II cis-regulatory region sequence-specific DNA binding
Source: RefSeq, a predicted model, not a curated record